Messenger RNA from Metopolophium dirhodum (rose-grain aphid), 1587 nucleotides. RefSeq lists its product as uncharacterized. The transcript has 13 exons. The coding region runs from base 1 to 1587 and encodes 528 amino acids. Lineage: Eukaryota; Metazoa; Arthropoda; Insecta; Hemiptera; Aphididae. The record is from RefSeq and is a predicted model, not a curated record.
AUGACCUGGUCAAUCGUUCAUUUUGUAGUUGACGAUACUGUGGAGGUAGUUCCUUCACAGUGGAUAAAAAGAAAUGGUUACUGUGCAUGGCCUAAGACUUUAAAAAUUAACGAAGUCAAAAAACUAGUACAAAAUAAAGUACGACCUAAUAAAUUUGAUUUUAAUUUAUUCAAGGCUCGUUGUAUGGCUGGUGACAUUGAUAACUAUUUAAGUGCUCAAAAAAAAUGUGAUAUCGCUAAAUACAAAACUGAUCUUUCUUCUACCGAAGAAAUGAUAAAGAAACGUAAAAAGUUUAAAAACAAAAAGCAAGUUUCCAGCUCAGAAUCUGACUGUGAAGAAUCUGAUGAUAAUAUGUCAAAAGGCAGUAGUAUUCCUCGUUAUCUUUCAGAUCUAGAAUCUAGCCCUCAAACAAACUCUCAACGAAAAAAUAAAAAUCUUGUACUCGAUGGUGGCAGUAGUAAUUUGGUCAAAAGACGCCAUGGUUGGUCUCCAUUAAAACCAUUAAUUAAUAAUGACGAUUUGUUAUUAGUUGAAAAAAGUAUUUUGUCUGAUAUAACUGAAACGCCUCUGCAAUCUGUAGACAACAAGUCUCCACAAUUAUUUUCUGCGGAAAAACAUCGUGAAGCAUCAUUAGAAACAAAUCACAAUUCUUAUGAAGUAAAAAGAAGAUUAUCUCUGGCUGAUCCUCGUAAUAAAACAGAAGCUGCUACAAGAUCAACAGACGCUAUAUCAAAAACUGAAAAAAGUAUUUUGUCUGAUAUAACUGAAUCUCCUCUGCAAUCUGUAGAUAACAAGUCUCCACAGUUAUUUUCUGCGGUAAAAAGAAGAUUAUUUGCGGCUGAUACUCAUAAAAAAAAAGAAGCUACUACAAGAUCACCAGGCAUUAUCUCAAAAUAUCAUAAUGGUGAUUUUGACUGUUCUCAAUUGAUAAUGACUCAAAAUAGAUCUUUGCCUAAGACACUGAGUGAUGAUUCAAAUACUUUAAAAUCAAAAAAAAUUAUACUUGAUGAUAAUGAUGCUUUCAAGAAAUCGGUUCUCCAUCAAUUAUUGACAAUUAAAUUUGAAAUACGUUCUAUGGAUGAAAAGUUAAAUUUUAUAUUAAAUGUAGUUGAAAAUGACAAAAAAGUGUCUCAUGCGAGUGAAAAAAAUCCAGAUUCAACAAAUUUUGAAACUGAUUUUCCAAUAAAGUCAUUUGAUGAGUUGGAUGAUGUUGAAAAUAAAAUAUCAACCAACACCACAUAUCGUUUGCAUUUGGUUCAAUAUAUUUCCUCUGUGGGAGGACUCACUGUGAAAAUAAUGGUCAAACGUAUAAUGGGUUUAUUAUUCAUUCCAGAAUUGCUCACAAAAUUUUCAUACAAUGGUCGCGGUAAUAAAAAAAGGUGUUUUUAUGCGUUGUUGAUAACAAAAAUUAUUUUUGAAUCUGUGCUGAAAAUCAAAAAGUUUUCUUCUUCAGACAAUUCAAAAAAUGAAAUUGAACAAGUUUUAAAAUAUAUUUUGAUUCAAACCCCAUUCAAAUUAAAAAAACAAGAUACCGCCAAAAACAAGGAAAAUCCAGAUAAUAUUCAGAUCAUUGCCGAAGAAAAUUAA